This is a messenger RNA of Myotis myotis, 1884 nucleotides long. It is a transcript of the gene ANKDD1B, whose product is annotated as ankyrin repeat and death domain containing 1B. Gene Ontology annotation, molecular function: protein binding. The record is from RefSeq and is a predicted model, not a curated record. NCBI's taxonomy places the organism in Eukaryota, Metazoa, Chordata, Mammalia, Chiroptera, Vespertilionidae.
UGGCUAUUGUAAAUAACGCUGCAGUGAACAUAGGGUUGCAUAUAUUCUUUUGAAUUAGGGUUUUGGAAUGUGCUACAUUUUAAAGUUUUGUUUUGGCAGCCUGGCAUCUGCACGGGGUUCUGCAGACAACAAUUUUAUCUCUGUACGGAGCAUUUGGGCUUCCCCCUGUCUAAUCUUGUAUAAACAUUUUACAAACAACGUCCCUUGGGAAGUCCUUGGCCACCGUCCAGCCUCCUAGAGCCAGAUACUACAUUGCUGACUUCAGGGUGGUCCUCGGGAAUCGUUAUUUGUUGGGACCAGGAUAUUUUUAAGCGUGUGAAAACACUUGUAGAGUGAGGAGAAAGCAGCAUGUUAGCACUGCAGCUUUGUAAAACACUGAAGCAAAGUUCCUUUGUUCAGAGUGGCAGAAUGAGAAAGGCUCAAGGCUGUUGUUCCAAGUUUUUAGAGUUAAAAGGUUUACCAAAUGAGGUUUGCUUUUUCUUCAUCCUCUUUAAAUCCCCCCAGUCAUGCUUGCUUGCUUGCUUUCAGUAUUGCCAAAUGAGAGAAGCCUCCAGAGUGCUGCUAAAAGCGAUAAUUUGGAUCUUUUGGAGAAGCUGUUUGAAAAAAAGGUUAACAUUAAUGCUGUGAACGACAUGAACCGCACAGCCCUGCAUUUUGCAGUGGGGGCAAAUCAUUUAUCUGCAGUGGAUUUCUUGCUUAAUCGCAAGGCCAGGGUGGAUGUUGCUGAUAAGCAUGGCUUGACAGUAAUUCACCUUGCAGCCUGGUCUGGAGGCCUCAAGAUCAUGCUCAUGCUGGUUAGAGCUGGAGCAGACCAGAGAGCCACGAAUAGGGAUGGAAUGGCUGCCCUUCACUUCACAGCUCAGAGCAAUAAUGUGCGCAUUGUGGAGUACCUCACUCAAGAUCUGCACCUGAAGGACCUGGACCAGCCUGAUGAGAAUGGAGAAACACCCUUCGUCCUAGCUGUUGGAGGAGGUCAUGGAGAAUGCAGCAAAGUGCUGGUGGCAGCAGGACGUGCUAUCAACAUUCCAAAUAAACUCAAUACCAGUGCUUUGCAGAUAGCAACCCAGAAUGGCCACACAGCCCUUGUCAGCCUUCUUCUCAGGGAGAACGCUGAUCUGCACCAGAAUGUGACGCCUAAGGCGUCCGCCCUUCGUUUAGCUGUUAUCAACAACCACAGCCUGGUCAACAGCUUAAUAAGUGCACAGCAUGACACUGACGUCUUAAAUCAGAGGCAGCAGACUGCUUUGCACGUAGCUGCCGACCUUGGGAACGUGGAUGUGGUGGAAACCCUGCUGAAGGCAGGCUGUGAUCUGAAGGCUGUGGAUAAGCAAGGGAAGACUGCCUUGGUGGUGGCCUCCCAGAGCAACCACAGCCUUGUUGUGGACAUGCUCAUAAAAGCAGAAAGAUACUAUGCCUGGAGAGAGAAGCAUGGUGAGAGCCCCAGGGACGCACCAACCAACUUUCCUCUGACAUUCAAGCAAGAUCACAGCCAGGAGACCAGGCAUAUUGACAGUCUCCUCUGGAACCUGGCUUAUCGUCGGCUGAAGGCCAGCGAGUGACAGAGGCCGGCCCGAGCAUGGAACUUCACAGAUGACCAGAUCAGAGCCAUCGAGGAGCAGUGGUCAGGACAGGACAGCUUCCGUGAACACGGCCACAGGGCUCUGCUCAUCUGGCUGCAUGGGGCCCUGAUGAUGCAGGCCGCGCCGGUCAGGCACCUGUACGAAGACCUGGUCCGCACAGGUUUCCAAGAACUAGCUGGUGAGUGACAGUUUUCAAUAGAUACACACUCCUGGUCCCUUGAAAUGUUAGGGGACCGUUGGCAGAGACACUGCCCUGAACAGCAACGGUCCCAGCUUGGGAUUCACUGGGGCUCAGUCAGCAUAG